AUGAAUGAGGGUCUAGAUAACAUGGAGCUGUCCCCCCCCCCGUCAUGUCUAAAGGCAGAAUAUGAGACCAUUUUCACCACAGACUCCCUCCUCUUCCUCCAUGAGCUGAUCUCCACAUUUGAUGAGGAGGUUGAUCAGGUUCUAAAACUACGAGUGUCCAGAAAGGCCCAUUUGGACCUGUCAGGUGACCUGCCGAGCUUUCUGGAGAGUAGCUCACAUAUCAGGAGGGACCCAGCCUGGAGAGUGUUCCCCGUCCCCCCAAGGCUCCAGAGGAGACACGUGGACAUCGGGGACCUGGCCCCCUGUGAUACCCAGCGCUUCAUUCAAGCUCUGCAGUCACCUGCACAAGGCAUACAGACCUUCCUGUGUGUUCCUAUUGAGUCCAUCAUUCGCACACAGUUCCUGACUGGAGCCAUGGUGUUGUGUAUUAGCUCCUACUGGCUCUCUGCUCGCUUUUACAGUCUCUGUGACAGCUGGCCCUGA
Molecule: messenger RNA, 483 nt
Organism: Trematomus bernacchii (emerald rockcod)
Lineage: Eukaryota; Metazoa; Chordata; Actinopteri; Perciformes; Nototheniidae
Product: malate synthase-like
Exons: 4
Coding region: 1-483 (160 amino acids)
Biological process (GO): glyoxylate cycle
Cellular component (GO): cytoplasm
Molecular function (GO): malate synthase activity
Source: RefSeq, a predicted model, not a curated record